Messenger RNA from Rana temporaria (common frog), 16255 nucleotides. Its product is annotated as dynein beta chain, flagellar outer arm-like. Gene Ontology annotation, biological process: microtubule-based movement. Lineage: Eukaryota; Metazoa; Chordata; Amphibia; Anura; Ranidae. The record is from RefSeq and is a predicted model, not a curated record. Gene Ontology annotation, cellular component: dynein complex. The transcript has 99 exons. Gene Ontology annotation, molecular function: ATP binding; dynein intermediate chain binding; minus-end-directed microtubule motor activity.
CUUCAGCAGCUUUAAAAAUGGACGAGUUACUUCACUGGCUUGAGGUCAGGAUUAUAUCAUCCUUGAGACCAAGAACAGAAGAAAUGAAAAAUUUGCUUUUGGAUCACACUUACAGAUCCUGCCUUCUUGAAUUUCUAAAGAAUGAAGAUGUACACACUUUAUAUGUUUACUUUAAGCUUGACAAGGCAUCCUUAGCAGCCAUGCUGUCACCGCCAGCUGUCUUACAGAAUAAAUGUGUAUGCUUUUUAAAACUGGGGACUGCAAUCAAACUAACAGCCGAAAGUAUAGCUGAUCAUGUGAUUUCUGUGGACUGUGAUAAACUCCCGUUAAAGUAUUUUGAUAGUCUUCUUCACCAAGUCUACUUGCCACUUUUGACAAGCAACAGUGCAGCAGGCGGAAUAUACAGCAAUGACAAGAUCAUUGAUGUUUUACAUCGGUUUACUGGGAGCCUGGAAGUCAUUGCAGGUCAAGCACAGGGUUCCAUUGUACUUCCCAUUCCCUCACUUGAAUUAUUGAAAAGCACCUCAUUAUUCAACAAGCAUGGAGCUGGAAUACAUAUUUUGGAAACCUCAGUCAUUGGCUGGAUAAGGCAGAUCAAGGUUGUGCUCAAACAUGAACCUCUUGCUGAGAUUAAAGCCAAGGGUGUAAUGGCAGGGAUUUAUCAGGAAAAGGAGAUAUGGGAAAUGCACAUUCACAAUCUGGAAUCUAUCAGCCUGCAGUUAAAUUCUACUGAAGCCAGAGAGAUUGUCUACCAUCUGGAGCAGGCUAAAAGCAUGUAUGGUAAUUCAAUUUCUGCAGUGACAAAUGAUGUACAAAAGGAAUGGCAUCAAGCAAAAGAAAACUUGAUGUUCCUAAAGACAUUGGUUAUGUGCUAUGAUCAACUAAAAUCUGCCAAGCUCCACUCAGAGAAGCAGAAAUGUUUUUUUCAAAUGCUCCACAAUUUGUUGUUUGUUUGGAAGCACUCCAGAUACUAUCAUCAACGUAAAGUAUUUGUAAACCUGCUUAAGCUAAUGUCCAAUGAAGUGGUUCAGAUAGCUUGUGGUCUGCUGGGAAACAAUUUGCUUCAGAAUACUCAGGCAUACAGUUUGCUAAAGGAAGCUUUAAAAAUGUGUGCAACCUUUCGUGGAAAUUACCUUGAUGUAAAAAUCAAAGCUGAUGAGUUCAAUAUGUUGAAGAUGGAGGAAAAUGGCAGCUUAACAAAAUCCAAGAAAGCAGCAGAAACUGUUUGUAACAUUACCAUGUAUGAAGUGCCAAUUCCAAGAGUUUAUGGAAGGGACCUUUCCAUGAAUGAUAAAAAUCUGAAGGAUGAAGAAGAUGCCAAAUGGGUAGAUUCUCCCUGGCCUCUGUACAAUGCAACUUGUUUCCAGAAUAUGAAUAUGUUUAUGGAAAGAUGCAAUGACGUACUUGAUUUGGUGGAGACCAUGAAGCAUUUUGAGGUAUUAAAGGCUGUAACCGCAAUAGGAGGUGCUGGCACUUCAAGUUUGGAUGCUAUGGUACAGGAUAUCUGGAACUCAUAUUGCCUGGCCAAAGAUGCAUUUAUUAGCCAAGUUAAAGAUAUUUUUAUCAUUGACAAAAAUAAUCCAUUUCAGAAAGCAUUUUUUGAUUUAAGAACUGCGAUUAAGAGUCUGGAACAUCAACUUGGAAAUAUUCUUAGAAGCAGUUUUGACCAAUGUCCAACGGUUGCAUCCCAGCUCAGGCUGCUGGAGGUGUUUGAAGGUGUCAGCAGAAGAGAUAUUGUUAAGGACCACCUGAAGGAUAAGGAUCUCCAAUUGUAUACCAUGUUUAUGGAAGAACUUCAUCAAGUAAAGGCCAUGUAUCUGGAAACUGCACAUAAUCCACCAUUGCAUAUUAAUUUGACUCCUACAAUCAGCAAUAUUUUAUGGAUAAAGGGACUUCGAGCAAGGAUUUCUGGUCCUAUGGUAAAUCUGAAGAGAGUAUCACCUAUCACUCUUGAAGGAGACAUGGGCUGGGAAAUGAGACAUAUCUAUACUGAGAUAUCAGAAGAGCUGGAAAGGUUUGAGACUAGUGUGGUGACAUCAUGGGUUUCAGCUGUGAACAAAGAAAUCAAUGAUUCCCUAAAGCUUCCUUUGCUUAAGACUGCAUCGAUGCAUGAUUCUGGAGUAUAUCUAUGUACAAUAGAGAUUAAUCUUAACACAGAUCUUCUGGCAUAUCUACGCGAAGCAGAAUACUUCUCAAAACCACCUUUCACAAUGAAGCUCCCUGAACAAGUUGGAUCACUUGUAAGCAACAUGGAAACAAACAGGCUAAAAAUGAUGUCUACCCGGCUGGAAACAGUAGUCUCAAAGUAUAAUGAAGUUAUGAAGUCAAUCUCAUCCCAGCAGAUGGCGCUAUUUGAAAAAAAAUUGUUAAAGAUCUCAGAGAUUCUGAGAGAUGGAAUGAGCUUGUUCACUUGGAGCAUGGAUGAGAGCACUGAUUAUAUUGAAUUUUCUACUUCCUACAUCUGCACUGAUCUCUAUAACAGCUUCAGCAUUGUUACAAAUAAUUACAAGCUCAUUAGUGGGCUCACAGCAUUAUGGUGCACAGCAAACCUUGACAUUUUCACCUGUCGAGAUUCCAGCAGGAGCUACUCCACUACUGAAUUAAUGAUGAAACAGAAGGAAAUGGAGUACGAUCUGGAGAACUUACUGCUUUCUGAUGGGCACAGGAUUCACAGCCUUGUUCAACAGUCCUUUGUUGCUUGUGGGAUCAGCGAGGCAUCACCUGCAUGGCAGGAAUUUAUAAUGCACAUUGAUGCUAUAAUUCUACAAGGGCUAAAGAAUCUAACUAUAUCCAGCAUGGCUGCACUGCUAAACACACUACUGGACCAUGAACAUAUUCCCGUACUGAACAUUGAUAUUGAACUGAUUAAUGGUGAAGUUGCAUUCAAUCCACCUCUUGACCGGAGCACCUCUGAUACAAGUGUAAUGGAAGAUAUAGAAGAAUGGCUCAAAAUGUUUCUUCUUCGAGGAUCACAUAUACAGGGACUUUCUUCAACUGUUAAGGGGGGCUAUCAAGAGUAUGUGUCAGAAGACAAAGAAGCAUUACAACUCAUAGGUCUCAUCCUCCAGCAAGUUGAGAGCGGUAUACUGGAAUGUCAGGCACUUCUACAGGGUUUCAGGAGCUAUUCGUAUUUAUGGAAAAAAGAUAUUAAUGUAGAAUUCCAGAAUUUCCUUUCUGGUAAGCAGACGGUUGGCUGUAUGUCCAAGAAAGAUGUGACAGAAAAUGAAGUAGUCCCUUUGAUUACGAAUGAUAUUUCAGUAAAGCCACAAAACAACCAAUUGAUUGUAGCAGAAAGGGCAUUCAUUUUGCCCAGGGAUACCAGUACACACAUGAUGCAAGGCCCACUCCUCGAAGACUUUGACUCUGAAAUCUCAGCAUCCAAGGCUGUCAGGGACAGCAUCCAGGGACUUCCAGAUCAUCAUCAAUGCAGAUGGAUUCAAGUGGACUUCAGACCUGUUUAAACAGGUUCUUUCUGCUAUGCCCUAAAGUGGAUGUGGGACCUUACAAAAUACCUCAUAGAUCAGACAUCUGCAACAUUAAAGAAUUUAGAUUCCUUCUUGAGAAGGACAGAACCCCAGAUUGAAAGCAUUACAGGAGAGGAGAGAGAUACUGGAUCAUUCAUGAAGAUGAUGCGCCUUUUUAAUGAGGUAUCAUCCAAACAAGCAGAAAUGGAGGUACAGUUUGCGAUUUUACAGAAGACUGUAAGCCUAUUAGGAAAGCAUGAGAUGAUUCUUCCCUCUGAAUGUGAAGUACUUUAUAGGACAAUGCCGGCACGCUGGAACACUAUGAAGACCAAAGUUUCCCUUGCCAAACAACGUCUGGGGCCAAGGAUACAACAAGAAGCUGACAUUGUGUCCAAGGAUUUAGAAACAUUUCAGCGUAAACUUGACACUCUUGGUUCUAACAUUGAAAAUUCUGAAGUCUACAAAUAUGAAUGUACAGCACAAGAAGCCUUUGACAUCAUAGAGAAAUUUACGUCACAACUGGAAAAUGUUCAAAAAGAAGCUAAAGACUUAAAGGAACUGCAGGAGCUUCUUGAAACAACAGUUGUGGACUUCUCCAUUUUGAACAAUUGUGAUGAGAUGUUGCAGAAUCUGAGCCUUGUGUGGGAGCAUGUAGAUUCAAUCUUUAAAGAGCAUGACGUCUGGAAGAAGGAACUAUGGCAAAAUAUGGAUACUGAGGAAAUGCACAAGAGAACCAGACAGCAGCUAGCCCAUCUGCAAUCCCUUCCUGGAGAAGUCCAGGAAUGGGAUGUUUACAAGCAGGUGCUGGAAGCUGUGAAUGUUAUGAAUUUGACCUUGCCACUGAUAGAAGACCUCAGCAACCCUGCAAUGAGGACAAGGCACUGGAAACAACUUGUUCGUCAAACAGGAGGAAUGCUCCGUGUAACUGCAGAAAGCUUAAAAGCCAUGACCUUGGGUGACUUACUAGUAAUGGACUUACAAAAACACACAGGAGAUGUGAGAAUGACAGUGCAACGGGCAAUGAGAGAUUUGACAACUGAAAGCUCUUUGAAGAAUUGUGAAGAAGUCUGGCUGAGCAGAAUAUUUGAUCUUGGCCCUCACAGCAGAGUCAUAUCAGCCAGAGCUGAAAACGAGGAACUGGCAAGCUCAGUGUCCGGUAGUCACUACACCAAGGCAGACACGGGCCGAAACCUGACAACAGGAAAAGGAAGCAGAAGGCUAAGCAAACAAUCUGAUCGUGGUUUCCACUUGUCAAAGAAGACAGGCAGGGGCAGCACAUUGUCAUUGUUUGAAUCUCUGAAACAUAUAGAGGACUUUGGCAAGGUCCAACUCCUGAGGAACACCGAGUCUAUAUUUGAGGAACUGGAACAUCAUCAGCUAGUGCUGACCAGUAUUCAACCCUAUGCAGAAGCUGGAUCAUUUCUUGAUGAUGUGACAAAAUGGCAGAAGAAGUUACAGGUCAUUGAAACAACUGUCCAACUGUGGCUUUCCGUGCAAGAUAGAUGGACUCAACUUGAAGAGGUGUUUUCCACAUUAGCAUUUCGUGUCGCAAUGCCCAGAGAAGCCAUAUUAUUUGCUGAUGUGCAUCACCAUUUUUGUCGACUGAUGAAAUCUGUGGAAGAAAAUCCAAACAUCUUGCAGAAUUGCAUGCGAAGAGGACUACAGUCUCUGUUAGACAUGCUGAACUACAAACUUGAGCGCUGUCAGCGUGCCGUCCGACUGCACCUGGAACAAAAAAGACAGGCUUUUCCAAGACUUUUUUUCUUGUCCUUGGAAGACACCCUUAACAUUGUGUGCUAUGGUUAUGAUCUGAAUGUUUUAAGCAGCUACAUAGUGAAGAUGUUUCAUUAUGUGCACAGUCUUAUACAUCAGUUUAACUCAGAACAUGAGUGUAACCAGAUUUUGGGUGUAAGAAGUUUUUUGGGGGAAGAACUUUACCUUACAAAGCCUCUUGAAUGUAGUGGCCCUGUGGAGAAUUGGCUCCCGCAGCUUGUAAACAGCAUAAAAGCUUCUCUUCAGCAUCACCUGUGGGCAGCCAUGGAGCGCUCCAGCACCGUUAUAACAAGGAGAAAAGAGAUACACAGUGCUGGGGCCCGGCGGGUGCUCAUAAACAAGACUUCCUCCAUGGGGGAAACUGCUGCAGAUGAGAGAAAAAUGGACACACCCCAAGAUAAUGAAGACAGAAUAUCCAUGGCAUCUGUGGAUGUUGGGGACCAGCAAUCUAGGCACUGGGUCCUCUCUACAUUAAAUGAUGUGGCGUACCUCUCCACUCAGAUUAAGUUCUGCCGAGAAUAUAGUGGAGACAGUGAACAAAGGAGUGAAAGAUUGCAGGGCUGCCUUAAGGAUCUGACAGAAGGAAUUGAGUAUGCUGCCAAGAUAUUAAAUGAAAUUCCCCAGGAAGACAUUCAGCUGCAUUCUAAAAGAAGCUCAAAGGCAGAGAGGAAAGGAAAUGGGCAAGAUGAAGGUGACGUUUUUGAAAAACAGCAAGAUGUCAAUCCUCUAGCUCUUAAGCCAAUGUUUUCUGCCGAAGAUGUAGCAAAAUUAACCAAUCACAUCCUUCUAUUAUUAUAUCAGCGUGAUGUGACAAGUCAGAUUCUGUCAGGAACCGCACCAUUAUGGAAACAGAACCAACCAUUGUGCUAUGAAUUUGAUGACAAUACCAAAGAGAUUGUUGUGAAGAUUGGUGACUCUGAAGUCCAAUACGGUUAUGAAUAUCAAGGAUCAGCUGAACAUAUUUUCAUAACUCCUUUAACCGAACGGAUCUUUCUCAGUGUUAUGGGAGCAGUGUUUGCUGGGACUUAUGCUCUGUGUGCAGGUCCUCAGGCAUCUGGGAAGAAAUCUACCAUCCGAGAAUUAUCUCUGGCACUCGGAAAGCCUCUUUUCUACUUUAAUUGCUCAAGCUCUUCUGAUAAUGGCAUUUUGCAAGACAUUUGCAAAGGACUUACUGCUGCAGGAGCUUGGGUCUGCCUGAAUGGAUUAGAACAAUUAUCUCAACCCAGCCUUUCUUUGAUAACUCAGAUGCUUACACAGAUACAGUCAGCUAAGCAUCUUGGGAAAGAAGCAGUCACUUUACAAUUGGAAGAAGUCCCUUUAAACACAGCAGGCUUAUGCAUUGCAAUCAUUAAGAGGUCACCGAUUGGCCCAGAAACAUAUAAGCUUCCUGACAGCCUCCUGAACUGUUUUCGGAUAGUUGGAGUUCACAGAUGUCCCAUCAGCUACAUUCUUGAAGCACAGUUGAUUGUUAGAGGAUUCUCCCAUGUUUCAUACCUGGCACAAAAGCUCUUCACCAUACUGGACUCCUUUGCAAAGCUGCAUACUGCAGAUCUUUUAGGAUCUGGAUCAUCUCAAAGUGGAAAAUUUACUGGCUCUUCGGUAAAAGAACUUAAUAGUCUACUUGAUGAAGCAAGCGACAUUCUCAAAUUUCUCCAAAAAUGCCGCACUGAACACCAAGAUCAAGAAAAGAAAGCAGAUGAAGAAUGGAAGCAGUGGCUAGAGGACAGAGCUAUUGUUACAGCCAUAUACAACUGCUGGUUACCACAACUGUCAACAGACAGGGAACAUGCUUUUAAGACUUUUUUGAAGGCAGAAUUUCCAAAUGUAUUUAGUCUGGAAAACAACUUGUAUGACAGUGGUACAGAUUUCAAUAAUUUUGAUGGUCUGCUCCCUGCAGUCAUUGCUGCAAAAUAUGGUCCUGGACGGCAGGUUCCCUCAUCUGAAUGUACGGGAGAAACCAGUGUCCCAAGUGCCAUAAUAAAAGCUGCAGAAAAAUGUCAUAUUUUUCCCAGUAACACAUUUGUAUCCAAAGUUUCCCAUCUGGUUCAGCUGGCACCAAAAUACCAAACAGUUUUGGUGACAGGGCCUUCAGGAUGUGGGAAGACAACAUGUAUAAACGUCUUUGUGGAAAUACUUACAGACGAAGGCAAAAAGAUCAAGACUGAUAUGGUUUAUACUGAGGCUCUCCAGCCUGGUCAGUUGCUCGGGUUUAUGAAUAAAAGCCAUGGAUGGGUUGAUGGCUUGCUACCCCAAUUGUUAAGAACGUACUGCCAGCCAAGUUCAAUUAGUGACCACAAUCAAGUAAAUAUUCUGCACUUGGAUGGAGAGGUUAGUGGCUAUGAAAUGGAACUGAUGCAGAAUUUAUACCAUGGAGCAGAAUUUUUUACAUUGGAAAAUAACGAAUGUAUACGCCUCUCCGAGUCUCUUCAAAUUUUUUGGGAGCUGGAUACAUUAGCCAAUGUGAGCCCUUCCAUCUUGUGUUGUAUGGGUAUUCUGGCCAUGACAAAUGAUGAUAUAGAUUGCAAAUUACCUCUCCAAAUGUGGGUGACAACUCAAGAGGAAGAACAUCGGCCACUAUUACAUCAACUCACCAAGACCUUCCUAGAGCCCUGUUUGCAGUUUCUCAGACAUAAACAAAUACUUCAUCCACAAGGAGAAAGAGAUGAACAAAGGACAUCACAUAGAGAUAUCUUCCUUUGUGAAGCAAGUGUGGUACAGACAUUCUGUAGGAUUGCCAAGGCUUUGUUGCUCCAUGUCCCUGACAUGCUGGUUGAGGAUAAAAAGAAAUAUUUCAUAUUUGCAUGCAUAUGGUCUUUUGGAGGAUGGCUGGACUCCAGUGAAAGAACUAUGUUCAGUAACUGGUGGAGGCACACAUAUAGAAACCACACCACCUUUCCAGCAGAAGUUGAGGUCUGGGACUAUCACAUUGACACUGAUACGCGACAUUUUGUCAGAUGGCAUGACACACUUUCCUCCUACUCUGUUAGUCAUGGACAAAACAUGGCCUCCGAGGCAUUUGUUCACACACUACACAGCGAGCAACUGCUCUACCUUUCAAGUCUAUUGACUACCUCAGGCCAUCCUGUUCUUUUGGCUGGAGAUACCGGUUGUGGAAAAUCCAUUCUUAGCCAUGAGCUGCUUAAUGCUCUGUGCUUGGGGGAUGUAGCUGAGAUGUCUGAACUAAGAAUUCCCAUCAACAGUUCAACAGAUCCUCGGAGACUAUGGGGAUGUUUAAAAGAUCGACUGGAGUGGCGACAUGGCACAAUGCAUACACCAGCAGGAAACAAGAAAUUGUUAUGUUUGCUUGAUGACCUCAACCUUGCUAAGACAAAUAAACGUGGAGGCCAGCCAGCAUGUGAGUUUGUUCGACAGCUGCUUGAUCAAGAAAGAAUAUUUGAUCCCCUGUCUUUGAAUUGGAAAACAAUCAAGGGCAUCAUAUAUCUGGCAACAUGGAAUACAGCAGCAUCUGAGAUUCCCCCAGCCCAAAGGCAGCGUUUGCUCAGACAUUUUUGCAUCUUUCCCUGCAAAUACCCAAGUCAAAGCGAACAGUUUGGAAUAUUCAGCAGUAUACUGAAUGCUCACUUUGUGCCAGGAGUGAUGGAACACAAGGAUGGCAGUUCAGGCUGUAUGGCUGCUGAGCAUCUACAUGGAUUAAUUGCAGCAAUCACUAAAGUUUCAAUUGAACUACACAAAAGACUGCGGACUGUUUUUUUGGAGACAUCUCAGCGCUGUCACUACAUAUUUACACUUCGUGAUCUUGCAAAAGUAUUCAGGAAUAUAUGCCUGUCUUUGGAUGGAAAGACCACAACUGAAAAGCUUCUGAGGCUUUGGAGACAUGAAAGUAAUUGGGUUUAUGGGCACAGAAUGUCCAGUGCAGUGGAUUAUAACCGAUAUGUACAAGAAUUGACUACAGCAGCCCAGAAAGAGUUAAUGAAUGAAGAAGAGGUCCAGAUCAUUGUGGGUCCUCAGCAGCCCCUAUUUAGUAACAUUGUUGAGGAUGAUGGUGGGUUAAUCUCUACUGUAGCCAGACAACAGGAUGUGAAUUUGUUUAGGAGAAGUGAGAAGGCCAGCAGCAGCACUCAUAUCCUAGAUGGGUACCAGGAAACGUUUGAUUCAGUCCAUGUGAAACAGUUGCUUACAGAGGCACUGAGAGAAUACAACAAAGUGAAUGCCAGAAUGAACAUCACAUUUUAUCAGUGUACCAUUAAUCUGUUGUGCCGCUUGUCCCACAAUCUCUGGAGCCCUCAUGGAAGUGCGCAUACUUUGCUAUGUGGUGAAGGCUGCCCACGAUCAACCAGCUCAGUAGCUCGACUUGCUGCGCACUUGUCUGGAUUUAGUGUGGUCCAGCUUGGGUCACAUAUGAAAAUAGAAGAUGAAGAGCAGCGAGCCAGACAUUUCAAAUCCCAGCUUGUUGACUGCUAUGUUAAAGCUGGACUGAAAGGUCAAAGAACUAUGGUCCUGCUCACUGAAGAGGACAUUGAUCCAACAGCACUGGUGUACAUUGCUGAAUUUGUUGUUUUUGGAUCAGUAUCUCAUCUCUUCACACUGGAACAACAGGCAACCAUAGCUCAUGCCAUGAGAAGUGAGGUAACCAAUGCUGGACUGACAUACUCCAAGGAGAGUGCAUGGAAUCUGUUUUUGCAGGUGGUUCAGCAGAACAUUCGCUGGUUUCUCAUUCGUAGUGACAUGGGAUCUAUAUUCUACAAGUGGUGUCAACAAUUUCCCUCCCUCUUUAAUGCACUUAAUGUUUAUUAUGUCCCUCAGUGGACAAGGGAAACUCUAGUAGAGCAUGCAAGUUAUCACAUAGAAGAUUUAGGCAUGCUGACCAAGCAAGACAAAGAAAACGUAUGCUAUCUUCUAUCAUCCAUGCAUCUUUCUAUUACUAAAUAUAUGAAGUCAUCCGAAAGUACAUAUGGCAAGAUAACCAAUGCAACCUUUGAACAUUUUGCUCAGUGUUUUAGAGCUCUUAUGAAAGAUCAGUAUUCUGCAAUAUUAAAGCAACAUGAUUUUGCUAAAGAAGUCCUAAUUUGCAUUGAACAAAAACUUAAAUCGCUUGAAAAACUGACAGAUGACCUAAUUCAUGAAAAGAUUGUCCUGGAACAACACAAGGAGGGGACACUGAAAAUAUUGCAACAGAUUGCCCAGGAUAAAGCUGUGGUGGAACAGAAGAUCCAUGCUGUUCAUCAGCAGUUACAAAAGAUCAAGAAGUUCAGAUCCCUUCUUCCUGAAUAUCAAGUUGCAUUUGAGAAGGCAGAGUACAAAUGUUCUGCUAUCUUAGAAAACAUUAAGGACCUGGUGCAAAACAUGGAUGUAGCAGCACUAGGAGAGCUGCGCGCAAUGCAGAAGCCAGAUUUGGAUAUUGAAGAGCUCAUGGCUUCUAUCAUCAUAAUUCUGAAGUCUCCAAACACUGACCUCACCUGGGCAAAGGGAGCUAAGAGGCAAAUGGCCAAUCUUGACCGAUUCAUGAAUGAGCUAACAACAUUUCAUAUUGCCCAGUUGCCGCAGUCUACUCUUGAGCUGCUAGAAGCUAAUAUCAGGAAAAUUCAGUUUACCCCUGAAAACAUGGAGAGAAAGGCGGCUGGUAACAUGGCAGCAGGAAGUCUUAUGAGAUGGCUUCAAAGGGCAGUGCAGUAUUAUCGGAUUCUAACGUCUAAGGUGAAACCUUUGCAGAGCAGAGUUGCUGAAAUGACAAUUGCUUUAGAAGACGCAGAACAGAAAAUGAUAUCUUUACAGCAGAGAAAAAAAGCUCUUCUUUCAAGAUUGAGUGACCUAGAGAGGGGCUUUGAAGAGGCAACCAUGCAUAAAAACAAGCAACAACAAAAGACUAUUGAAAUAGCCUGUAAAUUAGAUCAGGCAGCACAAGUAGCACAGCUCCUGGAAGACGAGAACAAGAAAUAUGCUGCUAUUGUAAGCUCCCUUCCAGACAGGCUCAGUGGGAUUCCUGGAAGUACAGCCCUGGCAGCGGGAUUAGUGUCGUACCUUGGUGCUUAUGAACACCACUUUCGACAGCUCAUGCUAACAGUGGAAUGGCCUAUGGCUGUUAAAGAAAGAGGUUUCCCAUUAAUGGUCGACUCAAUUGAUCCAGACAUAGGGCGUGUGAUUGAAUUCUCGGUAAUAUUCCCCAAUGAUAUUCCUGUGGAUAGACAGAAGAACAGUAAUGAUACAAACAGUCUAAAAACAAAAGAAAAAGACAAUGAUGAUGAAAGUGCACAGAACCCUGCAGACCAAGAGACUACUGUUUCUUCUUUUUUACCUGUGAUUACUGAGGAUCUCUACAUGGACUUUAUUAGGGCUUUGAUUAUGAGAAUUGUUAAGAUGGAGGAAGUUCAAAAAUGGUCAGCAAAAGAUUGGACUCCACAGCAGAUGGAGAAUGCAGCUAUACUUUCCUUUUCUUGGCAGCGUCCCACAUUGCUGAUAGAUCCAUGUUUUGAAGGAGAGAUGUGGAUUCAAGAUAUCCUGGGGACAAACUCAGGAAAUCUGUUCUCUUCCAUAAAUCUACAGGCAAGGCAAGACAGCAGUGUCCUGGCUCCAAUUGAAAAAGUCAUUAUAACUGGUGGCCCCCUGAUUCUAAAUAACUACUGUAGUAAAUGGGAUGACUUACUGAUGCCUCUUAUUGAUCACUGCUGUGCCGCUAAUGAUAAAUGCAGCCUGCAAGAUACUUCCUCAAUUAUAUCCUUCAAUGGGCACAGGCUCCUCUGUGCAGACCACUUCAGACUAUAUCUUGCAGCUGAUGAGUUAGAACCCAGUCUUAACACUGAAAUAAGUUGUGGUACAACUAUUAUUAAUUACAGUUUUUCUGAAGGAAGUUUGCUGGAAUUUUUGCUAAGAAGAGUUUUUGCAAAACUUCAGCCAAAUCUCUAUAGCAAGCUAAUGGAAAUGGCCAACAUUAUCCUGGACUAUCAAAAGAGCAUAAAGGAGCUGGAAAAAAAAAGUAGAGAAUGUUUUUUUUCUAUGCAGUUAAACAAUGUGACCAGUGACAUUAACAUUGUUGCUAUUUCACAGGAAAAGAAAAAAAUUUCAAAUGAGUUGGAGAAAGCCAGAUUACACCUAAAUGACCUGCUGCAAGUGAGAGAAACUUUGUACCCCAUAGCUCAACAAGGGGCGGUCUUAUAUUCAGUCUUAAAGUCUCUGAGAUCUUUGGCUCAGGAAUAUUAUUUCUCCUUUGAUUUUUUCUUGAAACUAUUUGACUCAGCCAUUGAUACAAAGAACAAGACCAAUGAAGAUGUUUUUCAGAUGAAAAAGGAAACAUCUACUGAAGACCCUUCCCUAAUAGUUUCUCCCUCUGAACCUGACAAGCAUAUGGAAGAAUCGUUAUUAAACGACAAGGACACAGAGGAAACUGGAGAUUCUGAAACCCAAUUACUCACCAACCAGACUGACCUAAGUGCCUCCCUUCGAUCUUCAGUUCAGAUGAGAAAGAUAAUGGAUCAGUUAACCCAAGCUGUAUACCAGCUUAUGAUUGAGAGCCUGCUUCCGGAACACAGAACACAAGCCUGUGCUCUAUUGUUUCUCUCUAUGCAACAAUUAGAAAAUAAAAAUUCUAUCACAGUGGAGGAAAUGGAUUUUUUCUUAAAAGGCAGCUACACAUUCAACAAAGAAAAUCUAAAUGGUUGUAAUUACACCCUAAACCCACCAUCAUGGUUGCCUUAUGACAAAUGGGAAGAAUUCAUGUUUUUGUCAGGCACUUCAGUACAACUCAGGCAGUUGUGUCACCAGAUAACAGAGAAUGCUUCAGAUUGGGAAAAAUGGUAUGCAUUGGAUUAUCAAAAUAGUUCAGAUGCUCCAACAAAUGAAGAUAAUGUGUGCAGUGGUGUUUUCAGGCUUCCUCUAUGUGUAGAUACAGUAUCCCAUUUGGAUGAGUUUCAGCACUUAUUGAUUAUUCGUGCAGCACACCCAGAAUACUUUCCUGAUGCUGUAUGUCAGUGGGUCAAACAACAUUCCAGAGAUCUAGACCUUCAGAACUGUUGCCUGAGUAUUGAAAGUAUGGCAGCGCUGGAUCAAAAUACAUUUGGUAUUUUAGUUAUUGAACCUUCUACUACCAGCAAAAUUUCAUACAGUGGAACAAUCUUGAGCCAUAAAGCCAAACAAACCAUCACCAGUACAGCAAAGGAGCAGAACAUACCACUGCUUUUAGUGAGCAUUAAGAAUGACAACGAGGAAGAGAUGGAAACAGCAGUAAAUGAUACAAUGAAUCAGAAUGGCUGGCUCAUUAUUCAAAAUCUUCACCUAGCUUCAAAGGCCAUGCUAAAGAACCUAUUCAAAAUCUUGAAAUAUGCAGCAAAAAUGCAAGCAUCACAGAAAGAAGAAAGACAGUACUGUGUGUGGCUUACUUCUGAACAUGGUGCAUCUAUUCCUAAAGACUUCCUAGCACAUCUUAAAAAGGUAUCCUGGCAUUUCCUCCUAAUGAUGAAUAAAGACAGAAAGAAAUCAUCAGUAAAUGAUUGGAUAUAUAUUGACCAUCUCCCACAACUGUUGCUUUCAGCCAUCACAUCAGCAAUGGAUCAGAUAAAUGAAGAGACUUGUUCAAGGGUGAAGAAGAUGCCAACUACCAUUCAAAGACUCUACUUUGGAAAUUGUGUGUUGUAUGGUGUUCUCCAAACACAGUGGAUAUUUCCCAAAACUGGGUUGAAUCAUCUAAUGGAUAUGAGUCCUGUACAGUUACACCAGGCCCUUAAUGCCAUCCUUUCUACCUAUGAGAGAAUGAAAGAUUGCAAUAACAACUUUUAUGAUGCUGUGGUAGAGGAAGUGAACUCUGUAUAUUCUGGACUGUCGCUAACAUCUGUGGAUGCAAAUUAUAUUGGCGCUCUAGUGCAUGAGAUCAUUUCAUCUUCAUUUAAUGAAAAAGAAUUUAUUGCCAUCAGCCAUCUUAGCAUACCUAUUCCACCUGGUCAUGUGGAUCCUGAACAUUAUUCUAGUUGGUUGUUUGACAACAUGUCCUUGAAGAAUAUUCAGAAAGAUGCCUUCUUGCCAAGUACUGCUGAGAAAGCUGCAGAGACUGCCUAUGCCACUGAAUUUAUGCACAAUAUAUCAACAAUAUAUGACACCAUGCAAAGUUCUGUGCCGAUGAUCACAACCGAAAGUUGUAAUACUGUAAAGCAGCUUGCCUACUUGCGUACUGUUAUUGAAGAGGUGUUAGAACAACUCCCUCCAUUGAUACAGGUCGAUGAUCUUAAUAAGUCAUUGCAAGAGACUUAUUCCAUUCAAAAUGGGACUGCAUCAGAACAGCAAACUAGUACAUACAUUCUCAUACAGGAGUGCAACUGCAUGAACAAUUCCCUUAAACAAAUUAAAUACAACAUUUCUUCAUUGUCAAGGUGUUUGCUGGGUGGACUGACAGCAAUACCAGAAAAUCUGAGAGACGUUGCAGAUUUCUUACAGAGAGCAGAGGUCCCAAAAUCUUGGCUUCCCUCACACAGCUGCCAGACAUCUCAUAAUAUCAGCACUUGGCUGGAAGGUCUGCAAAAGAAACAUAAACAGCUCAAGCAGUGGGUGAGGAAAGGUCUACUACCCUUUGCCAAGAGUGAAAAGGAAGCUUUGACUUCCAUAAGUGCUGGAGUUCUGGUUAACCCAGAGGGCUUGUUGUUGGCACUGAGAACUGAGUUUGCAGUUCGUCAUGGAUAUUUAUUGCAUGAGGUGGUACUCCAAUGUCAUAUAAAAGAAUAUCUAGACUGUAAACCAAACAAUGAGGUCUAUCCGCUCUGUCUCGAGGGUCUCAUAUUACAAGGUGCAGAUUGGGAUUUCCAAAAAAAUCACUUGGUAGAUUCCAGGGGUACAUUUAAUCCAUUACCAUAUGUCGUCAUAAUUCCUACCCUUCUUGGGAAUGUCAAAGAACCUGCAGAUGGCAUUGAUUUCUACCAGUGUCCAUUGUACAUGGACUAUACAAUGGAGAGUUGUGUAAUGAGGCUCCCUCUCUUGGGUACAAAACCUAUAACACAGUGGCAGCUAAAGAAAGUGGCUGUUAUCUUAAAUCCAGAAACUGGCUUUAACUCAUCAGGAACAUUCUUGCAUCCAACAAAGAAAACUCAAAGAAGCUUUCCACUUUUAUACUCACAGACAGUAAUGGAUAAAUCAUCACACUCCAGAAUUUUCAACAGACCAAGCAGAAGUAAUGACUCCUUGUUAGUGAAGGCUCAUCGGCAUGUGAUAUCUGCGAGCAAUGAUAUUGAAAGCUUUUCAUCAAAGAGUGUAAUUGCUGACAGUUUAAUAAUGGAGACAGCAAAUGGCUCUGAAUCACUCAAGCAAAACGCAACAAUGGAUACAGUUGGCGAGAUCACAGUUUCUGGUAACAAUUUAGUAACAAAUCUGGAUUCUGAUAAGUUUAAGAGAGAAACUGUAAACGAUGGACAUCAGCUGCCAUCUAUACCUGAUGAAAACGAAGAUGGCAAUGAAAUGAGAGAAAACUUGGCAGAGGGAAGCGGUUUCCUUGAGUUUCAGUUUGAUGGAGCUGCAGAGACAGUAAAUGAGCCAUCCAUUAGAGAACACUUAAUGGAGCACACAAGGAAUACUGAUCAUGAGCUUACCGGUAAUGAGCAUGACCAUGAAGAUAAUGAUGGCAACUUUGAUGAGUCAAAAAAUCAAGAAUACAAAGAAGGAUUGGAUACAAAGUGGCAAGACAGCCCUGACAAAAGUCUGCAGGACAAUAGCGAAUAUGAAGAAGGUGAACAUCAAACUGUCUUUAUUAAUGAACAGUACAAUGAAAAAAAUAACGAACAAGACUUUAAUUACAUUAGUACCCCUGAUAAUGUGACUGAUGACAACAGUGUCAGCACUAGAAAGCCUAGCGUUCAACCCUUUGAAAAAUCUGAUUUCCUCAAUGCUGAUACAGAAUGCUUACAUGAUACUGAGCAGUGAAAAACUUCACAGGACUUUACAGUCAUGCCGGAUGCAAUAUGAUCCUGGGCAUAACAACUUUUUGCUAAACUUAACUUUUAAUCAAAAAUACAAAUGAGACAAAAUGAUGAUUUAUUUUCACAAUUCUGUAUUCAAUAUUAGUACAUAAAUCUGUGAAUAUAUACAAA